Molecule: messenger RNA, 1488 nt
Organism: Penicillium oxalicum
Lineage: Eukaryota; Fungi; Ascomycota; Eurotiomycetes; Eurotiales; Aspergillaceae
Product: proteasome regulatory particle lid subunit RPN7
Exons: 3
Coding region: 1-1488 (495 amino acids)
Biological process (GO): proteasome-mediated ubiquitin-dependent protein catabolic process
Cellular component (GO): proteasome regulatory particle
Source: RefSeq, a predicted model, not a curated record
AUGGGGUCUGAUCCACAGUACAUCAAAUAUCCUGACCUCCUCCUCGCCCAAUCCGUCUUCAACCUCUCCAACCCGGCCUGCAAUGCGUCCACUCGUCAGGCAUCUUUGAAGAAGCUGCAAGAUGCCAUCGCUGAGCGGAAGAUGGCGCCUUUCUACCGCCAUCUGGCACACCCCACCGAGGGUAUCUUGAAUACGUCGGGUGAGGGUGUGACGCAACACCCGCACCCUCACAACGCAGGUGCUUCCAAGCCACUCAUCACUUCCAACAUGCUCGCCUCACGACCAUCAUCCAAGAUUGACUUUCCUUGGGACGAGAAACUGUAUCACUCUUUAGUUGAGGAUAACAAGAAGGAGUUGGAAGGGAUUCAGAAGGAGGAGGAUGAAGCGGAGGAGGCUGCUGGUGAGACUGAAGUUCAGGCGGCCCGGGGGAAACGCGCCGAGUUCUGGGCUCGUGUUGGAGAUAAGGAUAAAUCAAUCGAGUCCCACGAAGCCUUGCUCGAAAAGAUCGGUUUCCUCGGUACGAAGAUUGAUCUGGUGCUCGCUAUGAUUCGCAUCGGUCUUUUCUUUGGUGAUCGACUGUUUGUGAAGAAGACAAUCGAACGCGCCGAGGCCCUCGUUGAGAGCGGUGGUGACUGGGACCGGAGGAAUCGCCUCAAGGCCUACAAGGGCAUGCACCUUCUCACGUGUCGUUCCUACAGCCUCGCCGCUCCCCUCCUCCUCGACAGUCUGUCCACAUUUACCAGUUACGAGCUCUGCAGCUAUUCAUCACUGGUGAUUUACUCGGUGCUUGCUGGAUCGCUCUCCCUGAAGCGGGUGGAUUUCAAGGCCAAGGUGGUGGAUGCGCCGGAGAUCAAGGCGAUCCUGGGUGCUGGAGAGGACCAGCUGGCCGCUCUCUCCGGUGAGGUUUCCUCGGGCCCAGGUGCCCUCGAUGAGGAGAUGGCUGAUGCGACGGUAUCAAAAUCCACUCCCACUGCGGGUGCCACAACCGUCGUCAACCUCACGACUCUGGCGACCGGCUCCACCGAGCAAGCCGAGACUGAGACCCCCGUGGACUUUUCGCCUCUGGCCAAUCUGGCCAACAGCCUGUAUAAUGGCAAUUAUCGUUCAUUCUUCAAGGCUCUGGCCGCCGUUGAGGACCACUUCUUGACUCAGGACCGGUACCUGCAUGAGCAUCGGGCCUGGUUUGUCCGGGAGAUGCGGCUGCGGGCCUACCAGCAGCUUUUGCAAAGUUACCGAGUCGUGGGUCUGACCAGUAUGGCGAACGACUUUGGUGUCACAGUGGACUACUUGGACCGGGACUUGGCGAAAUUCAUCUCGAGCAACCGCAUCUCAUGCACGAUCGACCGUGUGAAUGGAAUCAUCGAGACCAACCGACCGGAUGACAAGAACAAGCAAUACUCGGACGUUGUCAAGCACGGCGAUUCCCUGAUCACCAAGCUCCAGAAAUAUGGACAAGCGGUUCGUCUUCGUGGCAGUGAGCGCAGUUAA